CUAAGGAAAUGUCCCUCAGUGAGUACAAGUUGAGUUGCGAACUCCGAGGGCACUCUCUCGAUGUCCGUUCCGUGGCAGAAGGGAGGGAUUGCAUUAUUUCCGGCUCGAGAGAUACAAAGGUGAAAAUAUGGAGCAAGGCUGGGAAUACAUACACGGAGAAGGCUACAAUGCAAAAUCAUUCAAAUUACGUGGCGGUUGUGUUCUAUUUGGAGGAAGAAGGAUGGAUUUGUUCCGGGAGCAAUGAUUCAACAAUUUGCAUUUACACCGAAGGAUCCCUCGUGCCUAUUCUCACGCUCAAAGAUCACACAGCGACAGUGAGCUGCCUGUGCAAGGGAUUGGAACGCCGGAGUAUUGUGUCCGGGAGUUGGGAUAAAACAGGAAGGAUUUGGCGUAUUUCUGAUGCAAAUGAGGUGUCGUCUGUCGUUCUCCGGGGACACGAUGCUGCCGUCUGGGCUGUUGAGUCAGUUUCCUGUGGGCAGAGAUACGUGACGGGGUCAGCUGAUAAGAAUAUCUUUGUGUGGAAUGCGGCAGGAGUGAAGAUUUUUGUCCUGAAGGGGCAUACAGAUUGCGUCCGUGGAUUAAUUGGGCUAGGCAAUGGGGGGCUACUGAGUUGCGGCAAUGACGCCGUGAUUAAGGUGUGGAAUGACGAGGGGGAGUGCGUGAAUGAUCUGUUUGGGCACAGCAACUACAUUUACUCCAUGGCGCUCAAUAAGAGUAUCGGGGAGGAUGUGCUCGUAAGUGGGGGUGAGGAUAGCACAAUCAGGAUGUGGAGUGCCUCUGAGGGUGCCCUUGGAGAGGAAUUGCGCCUCCCAGUGCAAUCUGUGUGGGGUGUGGCGUGCCUGCGGAAUGGAGACAUCGUGGCAGGAGGGAGUGACGGGACUGUGAGAAUCUUCACAAAGGAUCCCGCACGAAUGGCACCCCCGGAUGCUCUGGCAGCGUACCAGACAGCUGUGGAGGUGUGGCAGAGGGAGCACAGUGCUGAACUCGGAGGGAUCAAGGUGAAUGAUCUCCCUGGGCCGGAAUCUCUCCUCGUGGAGGGUACUGAAGGGCAGACACGUAUUGUCCGGCAGCCAAAUGGGAAGAUUGAGUGCUUCCAGUGGACAGCUGGGAAUUGGCAGCUCGUGGGUGACGUUACGGGUGCUUCCGGAGGGACAAACGCAAGUUCCGGAAAGACCCUCUAUCAGGGGAAGGAGUACGAUUUUGUGUUCAAUGUGGACGUUGAGGAUGGAGCACCACCCAUAAAGCUACCCUACAACCGUGGUCAGGAUCCCUGGUAUGCUGCCCAGGAGUUUAUCCACAAGAAUAACCUGCCGCAGGUUUAUCUCGAUCAAGUGGCUAAUUUUGUGAUUAAGAAUUCCGGAAAUGCUCCAGUUGCGCCCGCAAAUUCUUCAUACCGAGAUCCCUUCACGGGAGGAUCACGAUAUGUUCCUGGAACUGGUACCGCUGUGUCCGGAAGCAACUUCAUGGAUCCCUUCACGGGGGCAUCCAGCUACAGAACACAGCAAACUGUUGAAAGCAAUUCCGGGGAGCAUUUCCCCAUCUCCACGUACAUCACAAUGGCCACAGCAGAUCCCGAGAAGAUUCUCAACAAACUCAAGAGCUUCAACUCAGACAACGCCCCGGAUGAGACAAAGGUCAAUGAUAGUGUUCUCAGUGAUGCAAUAGCACUGGCCAGGUGUGACGGAGGAGUAGCACCAGAGGGUCAAAUAGGGAGCUUGAAAUGCCUCCUAAAGUGGCCCCGUGGGAUUCUCUUCCCCGUCCUGGACAUUGCUCGCUUAGCUGUUCGCAGUGAGGCCAUCUGCAGAGCCCUAAUUGAUGCAGAAGUCUUCCGGACCAUUGUGGAUUGCAUCAGUGAUUCAGCUGCCAAUCAAUUGAUGGCUCUGCGUUGCCUGGCCAAUAUGCUGAUUCACCAAUUUGGUCGAGAUGUGGUCCGGAAGCGCCUCGGGGAGGUUCUUGGGCGUGUCAGUGAGAUCCGGAAGGGUAGUGUGAAUGCCCAAUUGGCCAUUGCAACGUUCCUCCUCAAUGCCACCGUUGCCCAGAUGACCCUAGCCGAUGGGGAUGAGUGCAAAAUCCUCGGAGAAUGUAUCCUGGAGACGACAUUGUGGCUCGACGAUCCCGAAGCAGUGUACAGGUGCUUCCAGGCACUGGGAAAUCUCACCUGCACCCCAAGUGGCCAAGAAAUCAUCGCUCUCACCAUCUCCAGUGACUCAGUAAUUGAUAAAUUGAAAAGCUUCUCCUCCGGAAUCAUCCCCAGUGGCUUUGAGAAGCUAGCAAAGUGCUCCAAGGAUCUCUGUGUGGGCAUUGGUGUUUGAAAAAACUCUUCUCCGUCAUUUUUGCACAUUAAAAUAAGAUUUAAUACA
This is a messenger RNA of Lutzomyia longipalpis, 2360 nucleotides long. RefSeq names its product phospholipase A-2-activating protein (gene Plap). Gene Ontology annotation, cellular component: nucleus; cytoplasm. The record is from RefSeq and is a predicted model, not a curated record. NCBI's taxonomy places the organism in Eukaryota, Metazoa, Arthropoda, Insecta, Diptera, Psychodidae. The transcript has 4 exons. Gene Ontology annotation, molecular function: ubiquitin binding. Gene Ontology annotation, biological process: proteasome-mediated ubiquitin-dependent protein catabolic process; ubiquitin recycling. Bases 9 to 2312 code for a protein of 767 amino acids.